AUGAUGAGUUAUCACCUGGCCAUUGCCACAAGGGCAGGCAACGCCCUCAAGCAGUUCUCCACGGAAACGAAGGAGGAGCUGAAACCUCUGGAAGGAGUAUCCAACGCGGAACUCCUUCUCAAGAAAGAUUGGUUCGUGGAAAGGCUGGACAUCAUCGAAUCGAAGAUGGAGAGGCUCGAGAGGAGCAUGUCCGAGCUUACGACGGCAGCCGAAAACGAGGAGAUCGCCGAAAAAUCCUGGACAGAUGGCCAAGUACGAGGGAAACGUGGACCUGGUAUUGGAAAUCAUGGGAAAAAGCAGGAGAAGUAAGGGAUGCUCUAAGUGCAAAGCUGCGUCGGAUACGAUCAGAGGAGUCGACUUCGAGGCAUCGAUCGAGCAUGCUGAAGGAGGAGAUCCGUGUGAGCGGACACCAAAUCCGCAACAACAUCACCGUCCCAACGUUCAACGGGAACAAGUGGGAGUUUCAAAGAUAUUGGGUUAUCUUUGACGAGCUAGUUCACCGAACGGACGAGAGAAAAAAAUCAUCAAAUUUUUGUCAUCUGCUCAACUCACUCAGAGGAGAGCCACUGGAACUUCUAUACCGCUUCGAGGUAUCAGAAGAAAACUACGACGACGCGAUAAAGUUGCUCAAGGCGAAGUACUCCGACAGAGAAUCCAUUGUUCUUGAGCUGAACGACAGACUCAAGAAUGAGAAGGCUCUGGAUUCCUCAAUCAAAGAACAAAGAAGGUUGAUGGAACGGAUGAUCAUCACCAUCACGCAACUCAAACGUCACGGAGAGAACCUCGACAACCGUUACCUGAUGGACUUUCUUCUGGGAAAAUUCUCGCAGUCCAUCAGGAAAGAAACCUACAGAAGCAAGAUCCAAGCCAACAAGGAUUGGACAAUGGCGCAGAUGUUUGAGGACCUUGAGCAAGUGAUCAAAAUCGAGGAGGAUCUUCGGGUGUGUAUGGGACCCGGAGAGGAAUCCGAGAAGACGACGAUCGAGCAAGGGCAAUCUACAUUCCAAGAACCAAAUCCGAACAACGCGUUCGGAGGUGGUGUUCGACAAAAUCAAGAUCCUGGGUGA
Caenorhabditis sp. 36 PRJEB53466 is the source of this 1067-nucleotide messenger RNA. Lineage: Eukaryota; Metazoa; Nematoda; Chromadorea; Rhabditida; Rhabditidae. The record is from the annotation of a GenBank genome assembly.